Debaryomyces hansenii CBS767 is the source of this 1023-nucleotide messenger RNA. RefSeq names its product Arc35p (gene ARC35). The transcript has a single exon. Gene Ontology annotation, molecular function: structural constituent of cytoskeleton; actin filament binding. Lineage: Eukaryota; Fungi; Ascomycota; Pichiomycetes; Serinales; Debaryomycetaceae. The record is from RefSeq and is a predicted model, not a curated record. Gene Ontology annotation, cellular component: Arp2/3 protein complex; actin cytoskeleton. Bases 1 to 1023 code for a protein of 340 amino acids. Gene Ontology annotation, biological process: Arp2/3 complex-mediated actin nucleation; actin filament polymerization.
AUGUUACAAAUAGAACAUAAUAACUUAUUGAUUCAAAAUACUUUGACGGAUAGAAUAUUUCCUAGUCCGGAUGCUCCUUUGAAAUCUUUAGAUAGAAUUGUUUCCGAUUUUGAUUUUACUACGUACCAUAUUUCGACAUUACCAGAUAAUAGAGAAUUGAUCCUUAUUUCUGUAUACUUAAAGUGCUGGAGUGAUUUGGUUAAUUAUGGGGUCGAAGCCUACUUGGGAAACAAGUAUUCCAAAUACGAAGGACCUUUGACCACUUUACCGAGCAAAGAUAUCGAGUCUAAUUAUAAUUACUCAAUGGUUUUAGAUUUGAGUCAAUUAAGUAGUAAAGACGAUGAAUUUAAGAAUCAAUUGAUUGAAGAUUUAUCAUUUUUGAAAAGACAUUGCAUGGCUGCCCCAUUCGAACAAGCCUUUAGCAGAUAUGACGAGUUAAGUGAAACAUACGCUAGCAGUAACACGUAUGCCGAGGAGAUUCAAAGUGAAUUAAAGAAUGAACAGGUGUUAACUAUUAAUUAUCGUGGUUCAGAUGAGAGCAUUUACAUCAAGCCUUCCUUCGACAGAGUUACCGUAAUUUUCUCUACUAUUUUCAAAGAUGAAACAGAUAAAAUCUUCGGUAAAGUUUUCCUCCAAGAAUUCGUCGAUGCAAGAAAAAGAUCAGUUCAAAAUGCCCCACAAGUAUUAUAUUCCCACAAGGUACCUCCGUUGGAUAUUCAACGUGUGGUUAAGAAUUAUGACGAUGAUAACAAGGGUUACGUUACAUUUGUUUUAUUUCCUAGACAUUUAAUUAAAGGGGACAGAAGAGAUAAUUGUAUUUCUCAUAUUCAGUUCUUCAGAAACUACUUUCAUUAUCAUAUUAAAUGUUCUAAAGCGUACAUGCAUUCGAGAAUGAGAUUUAGAGUUAAAGAAUUCUUGAAGGUCUUAAACAGAGCUAAGCCAGAAAAUAUCGACGAUGACGGUAAAGCGAUUGAAAACAGAAAGACAGCCAGUGGUAGAAGAUUCGACUCAACCAGGGUUUGA